Molecule: messenger RNA, 657 nt
Organism: Lathyrus oleraceus (garden pea)
Lineage: Eukaryota; Viridiplantae; Streptophyta; Magnoliopsida; Fabales; Fabaceae
Exons: 4
Coding region: 182-493 (103 amino acids)
Biological process (GO): transcription by RNA polymerase III; transcription elongation by RNA polymerase I
Cellular component (GO): RNA polymerase III complex; RNA polymerase I complex
Molecular function (GO): protein dimerization activity; DNA binding
Source: RefSeq, a predicted model, not a curated record
AAAUUUCAAAAAUUCAAUUAAAUUUGAACAAUUUAUAGUUUGAAUAAAAAUUAAUCUAAAAUUCGUAAAACCCUAACAAUCAAAAACCCUAGAUUCAGCGGUUGCCGCCAUUGUUGUAUCAGAAACUCAACUAUACAGACGCAGUUCUUCAUCACCGCCGGAAACAGAUUGAUUGUAAGAGAUGGAACACGGUUCUUACUCUGAUCUGAGUAAAUCAACGUUUUGUCUUGUGGACGAGGAUCACACUUUUGCUAAUUCUGUCAGAUUCACCUUGAAUCAAGAUCCAAGAGUGACAUUUUGUGGGUACAGCAUUCCUCAUCCUUCAGAAAACCGUGUUAAUGUCAGAGUCCAGACAACUGGGGAUCCAGCAAGUGAGGUGUUAAAAGAUGGUUGUCAGGAUCUGAUGCUUAUAUGCCAGCAUGUUAGGAGCACUUUUGAGAAGGCAGUUAAUGAUUUUAAAACCAGCAAGAGUGGUGAUGAUAUGGAUAUAUGAACUAGUAUGCUGGAUAUAUAGUUUUAAUUUUGUAUUAGUUAACAUUGUUUGAGCAUUAAAAUAUAGACACUGAAUGUGUUUGUAUCUAUAUACCCAAAUAUUCUAGGACACCAUAUUUGUUACCAAUGUUUGAUGUUGAAGAAUUAUGUCCUGUUUUGUUUUGA